GUGGCUCGAUUCCUCCAGCAGGGUGCAUCUCGGCUCUUCUGAAACCGAAAGACUUUUCUUUAAAGAGGUUCCGCCUUCCAGCUGCCUUAAGUGACUCUCCAGACACGCUUGUCUUCGGCAGUGAGUUUGUCACGGUGAGGGGGAUCCAGCACCCAGGAUGUUAAUUCUCCGGGCCGGCGACUUGGAAAGCCUGGAUGUCAUCGGGAGCGGAGGUUUCGGGGUGGUGUACAAAGGAUGGAGUCGGACUCUGAACACGGUGAUUGCUCUGAAAAUGAUACAAGGUUCUGACCUUAAACUACUGUUAAAAGAAAUCGAAAAGGAAGGCCUUGUGAUGCAGAAGGCGAGCAACCCCCAUGUCCUGCGUCUUCUUGCCGUCUACGAGAAGAAGGAAGGUACGCUCUUACAACAUGGUCUGGUUAUGGAGUACAUGCCACACGGCUCCCUCCGUUCGCUGUACCAGAACAACCCAGAAGUUCCGUGGGCCUUGAGGUUCCGCAUUCUCAACCAAGUGGUUCUGGGAAUGAAUUACCUCCACAACCUGGACCCCCCUAUCAUUCAUCGAGAUCUCAAACCUGGGAACAUUCUUCUGAAUAAGUACCUAGAUGUCCAGAUUACGGACUUUGGGUUGUCAAAGGUUUUGGGAGCCACAACAACCACCCAGCCCAGCAUGGCUGGAACACUGGCUUAUAUGCCACCCGAAGCUUUCUCCCACAUUCAUUACAAGCCAACUAAAGCUUAUGACGUGUAUAGUUUCGGCAUCUUAAUGUGGUCCGUUUUCUCAGGAGAAGAGCCCUACCUAGGUGUGCAUCCUUUGUUAAUCCAGCGCUUCGUAUCAGAAGGCCAGAGGCCAGACGAGAGUAUAUUAGAAGAGUGGAAUGAGGUGAAAAUGCUGCCUGAAGCCAGGACUUUGAUGAAAUCAUGUUGGAGUCCAAAAGCAGAGGACAGGCCAAGUUUCCACUAUUGCAGUGAACCUACGGGCAACAUGGCCAAAGGGUAUGAAGGAGAAAUAGACAAGGAUGUUCAAAAGGUUCUAGAACAUCUGAAAGAGAGCUAUUCCAAAGAUGAGACCUCGAUAAGCAGUCUGGUUUCGUUGGAUGACUUCUCUUUUAGAGGUUUAGAAAUCACUGAAGGGCAAAUUGCAGAGCCCCAGGAAUCUGCUCCAGAACAUACGGGAAUGGAAUUGGCAUCAGAAGUACAAGGAGACGCUGCAUCCUCUGAGGAACACAAGUCAUCAGCAGAGAUCGUAAUAAACACCAUCAAAGAGUCUGGAGACUUUAAGAAGAUCGUGGGGAACCUCUCUGAUGACGGCAUUCUAGGCAAAGCCGAAAAGGAGGUGCUGGAGGGAAGCCGUUCUUUAAAGGAGAUUGGAAGAACAGUAGAGAAAGUCGUAUCUAACACGAUAAAGGAACGUCCCGAAAAACUUUUAGUGUCGUUGAAGAAAUUAUGGAAAUAGCUUUGUUUCCUGUCUACAAAUAUAAACCGGUAAAAAGAUGAUAAAUUGAUAAAGCUGCACCAAAAUAUUAUACAUAAAGUGGAGUUACAGGAUAUAGGCACAAAAGAUGUUGGGUUGUAAUAACACUGCGUAUAAUUUGGUCUAAAGCUUGGCCGCAAGUGGACUCCUACCUGGACAGGAACGUGUUAAGAAGCUUCGCACUCUGGGAAUACUUUAGAACAGGUUUGUUCCAUGCAGUCAGGUGGUUUUCAGUGUUUGUUAAUCUGCUUUUCUGGUCCCUCGGGGCUUUAUUCAGGACCUAUGGAGAAGGAGAAAGACAGAAAUAAGGGUUUAAAGGCACAGUACAUACGCCGGUAAACAGGUGCAAUAAACAUCUUGGAUUCUUAAUGAA
Spea bombifrons (plains spadefoot toad) is the source of this 1844-nucleotide messenger RNA. RefSeq names its product receptor-interacting serine/threonine-protein kinase 3-like. The record is from RefSeq and is a predicted model, not a curated record. Gene Ontology annotation, biological process: protein phosphorylation. The coding region runs from base 158 to 1453 and encodes 431 amino acids. Lineage: Eukaryota; Metazoa; Chordata; Amphibia; Anura; Pelobatidae. Gene Ontology annotation, molecular function: JUN kinase kinase kinase activity; ATP binding. The transcript is spliced from 10 exons.